Erpetoichthys calabaricus (reedfish) is the source of this 2213-nucleotide messenger RNA. Its product is annotated as aldehyde dehydrogenase, mitochondrial-like. The transcript is spliced from 13 exons. NCBI's taxonomy places the organism in Eukaryota, Metazoa, Chordata, Cladistia, Polypteriformes, Polypteridae. The coding region runs from base 92 to 1657 and encodes 521 amino acids. The record is from RefSeq and is a predicted model, not a curated record. Gene Ontology annotation, molecular function: aldehyde dehydrogenase (NAD+) activity.
CCCUCCAACGACGCUGUUCCUUUUUUUCACCCCCAACUUAAUUCCAAGUCUUUGCAGAGUUCGUUGGUUCUUCGAGAUCCUCCAGCCCACCAUGCUACGCUCCUUGCUCGCUGGCAAGCUUUCCCAAGCGUGUCGACUGUCGAUUCGCGUUCCAGCCGGCGGAUACUCGGCGGCGAUCCCCGCUCCGAACACGAGCCCCGACGUGCGCUACAACAAGAUCUUCAUCAACAAUGAAUGGCAUGACGCAGUGAGCAAGAAGACCUUCCCUACAAUCAACCCUUCCACCGGAGAGGUCAUCUGUCAAGUGGCAGAGGGAGACAAGGCUGAUGUCGAUAAAGCUGUGAAAGCUGCCAGAGAUGCCUUUAGCUUGGGUUCAACAUGGCGACACAUGGAUGCUUCCCAACGGGGUCUUCUGUUAAAUCGACUGGCAGACCUGAUUGAAAGGGACUCGGCCUACUUGGCAUGUCUUGAAACCCUGGACAACGGGAAGCCAUAUGCAGUGGCUUACAGUGUGGACUUGCCCCAUGUCGUCAAGUGUUUCAGGUACUUUGCAGGCUGGGCAGACAAAUGGCAUGGAAAGAACAUUCCCCUCGAUGGCAACUUCUUCUGUUAUACCCGCCAUGAGCCAGUUGGAGUGUGCGGUCAGAUCAUUCCAUGGAACUUUCCAUUGCUGAUGCUGUCGUGGAAACUGGGUCCAGCUCUGGCCACAGGCAACACUGUGGUGAUGAAGGUUGCUGAACAGACCCCGCUGACUGCUCUUUAUGUUGCAAGUCUGGUUAAAGAGGCAGGCUUCCCAGCUGGCGUUGUGAACAUUGUGCCUGGGUACGGCCCAACUGCUGGUGCUGCCAUCGCCUCACACGAAGAUGUGGACAAAGUGGCCUUCACUGGCUCAACUGAGGUUGGCCACUUGAUCCAGAAGGCUUCAGGAAGCAGCAACCUUAAAAAGGUCACUUUGGAAUUGGGAGGCAAAAGUCCCCUCAUAAUUGCGUCUGACGCAAACUUAGAGGAUGCAGUUGAGCAGGCGCAUUUUGCACUGUUUUUCAAUCAGGGGCAGUGCUGCUGUGCAGGCUCUCGUACUUUUGUUCAAGAAGACGUGUACAAAGACUUCAUAGAGUGCAGCGCGGAGAGGGCAAAGAAAAGGAAGGUUGGAGACCCAUUUAAUAUGCAGACUGAGCAAGGGCCACAGGUGGAUGAGGAGCAGUUUAAAAAGAUCCUGGGUUACAUCAGUUCAGGAAAAAAAGAAGGAGCCAAACUAAUGUGUGGAGGUGGGGUAGCAGCUGACAGAGGGUACUUCAUCCAACCCACUGUGUUCGCAGAAGUGCAGGACAACAUGACAAUUGCCCGAGAAGAGAUUUUUGGUCCUGUUAUGCAAGUUUUGAAAUUUAAAUCAUUGGAUGAAGCAAUUGAACGGGCCAACAAUACAAAAUAUGGAUUGGCUGCCGCUGUAUUCACUAAAGACAUCGACAAAGCCCACUAUGUUUCCAGCAGAAUUCGUGCUGGCACUUUUUGGAUAAACUGCUAUAAUGUGUUUGGUGCUCAGGCCCCAUUUGGUGGUUACAAGGCCUCUGGAGUCGGCCGGGAGAUGGGAGAAUACGGCCUGGAAAACUACACUGAAGUGAAAACUGUGACCGUCAAAGUGCCCCUUAAGAGCUCGUAAGUCCAGCAAGUUCACAAGGAUCUCCUCAACGCAAGGGGAAUGGCGUCCUUCACACCGCUUCAUGAGCUCUUAAAAGCUGAAUGUGCACUUUGCAAAAUUUCUACAGCUCUAAUGUUCUUUAGAUAAGCAAAGUUACUUUUAUGGGAUGGAGAGCAUAUUCUCAGUCCUGGGCUGGUGUGCGCCCCGCAUGUCAGUCAUCUGUCCAAAGCACCUAGUUUGAAGUUUAUAGACAUUACUGGCGUGAACGUACUGGGCUUAUUACCAGAUUUCACCCCAGAGUAGUUUUUGUAUUCACAUAUGCAGAAACUGUACACUUCUGUAACGUUCUCUUUCUUACAAACCUAUUGUAUUUAGUCAUAUUUUUUUUUCUUUUUUGCUGUCAGUGAAAUUCUUCCUCUUUUUGCCUGUGGUGCCUUUUUCUAUUUUGGGAUGGAUUCAUCAUUUAGUAAUAAAGGAAUAUGUAAUGUGAAAAACUCACUGAAAUGAAAUAUGCUGUUUGGCGGUGUGUUUAACCUGACUUGGAACGAAUGUAACAAUAAACAGAUCUGGACUGUGA